UAAGCAUUAUAUUCCGAUUGAGUGUCGAUAACGGUCGAAGGGGGUUGGAGAGGGUGGAAAUGGUGCGCGCAAUCGCCGUGUAAUCGAGUGAUAACGCGUUACCGCUUCCGCCGCAGCCGCGUGGACCAGUUGAAGAGAUUCGCGUUGUCGUCGCCCGCUCUGCUGCCGCUGCUGCCGCUGCUGCACGCGCCGUUCUCCCUGUUCAUCUCAGACCCGUAGUGCACGCGGACCGUUGUCGCCGUCGCGCCCUUAGCCACAACGCACCGCCGCCGAUGGACUCGCGAGCGUCUUCGCUGUCGCCGGUGAUCGACCCGGACGACUCGAGAUCGCCUCCCGGAUCGCCCGUACAGCCUCCGUCGCCGAUCGCGCUCUUGCAGCAGCGCCAAAUCGCCGUAGGACACGUUCACGGACACAACAACAACAACAACAACAACAAUAACAAUAACAGUCGCAACAACAACAACAACGACGACGAAGACGACGAAAACGACGGAGAUCGACGAUCGUCCGGCGCGACGGUGAAAUCGCCACAUGCACGCGCGUCGCCCUCGCCGUCGGACCAUCGCCGGGCGCUGAUCGCCGGAAUCACUGCCGCCGCCGCCGCAGCCGCAGCCGCCGCAGAUUUCAAAGAUCCUAAAGAAGAUGGCGUAGAAGACUACCGUCAAACAUUCGAUGGUUCAAAAAACAGUAGCAGUAAACAGUUAAAUGGUCCGUCCAAUAAGCAGAGAAGAAGUAGGACAAACUUCACUCUUGAACAGCUCAACGAACUCGAAAGACUUUUUGAUGAAACCCACUACCCCGAUGCAUUUAUGAGAGAAGAGCUUAGUCAACGUCUCGGUCUAAGCGAAGCCAGAGUACAAGUAUGGUUUCAAAACAGGCGGGCCAAAUGCCGAAAACAUGAAAGUCAAAUGCAUAAAGGCCUAAUGAUGCACCAAAACGUAUCUACGCCCCUAGAGCCGUGUCGAGUGGCCCCGUACGUGAACGUUCCAAGACUGCCGCAGUUGCAAUUCAAUUCUUCGGCUGCAGCUGCGGCUGCUUUUUCUGCGUUCGAUCCAGCAAUCUUAACGGCCGCUCAACAGUUGCAUUAUGCAGUGGCCAUGGGAAGAGGUGUUCUGUGCCCUGCUCCAUAUCCUCCGGGUGGUCUAAGUCUAGCUGCUCUUGCAGCAUUACAUCAAGAUAGACUGUUAACCAAAAAUUCCAGCAUAGCUGACUUGCGGUUAAAAGCUAAAAAACACGCUGAAGCCAUUAGUAGAGACCAAGAGAUUGUUUAACAUUAGGCGUGUCUUUUUUUUAUUGUUUUUAUAUGAAUAUAUAUUAUUAUACUGUCAACAUUUUGGUGAAAAAAGUGACACAAUUCAAAAAAUGAAAAUCAUAUUAUGUUAUGUUACUAAUAAAUACAUAUGAUUUUAUUGAUUUACCCCCGCGUGCACAAAAAUCGUCAUGUUAUUAUCUCUGACUUUAAAUUUGUCCUGCACCGUACAGCAGUUUUAUCAGUUUUACUUUUAGACGAAUUCGCAUAUAGCAUUGCGGCAAAAACAGUUAAUUUUUAAUUGUGUCACCUUUCUUGCUGUGUUUCGAUAUUUAUAUGAUAUUUUAUAGGUACCUAUAGCAUGAAUUAAAAAUAUUUAGUUUUAAAACCACGGGUUGAAAUUUAAAAACUAUGAUUUCAAAUAAAUUAUGAGUAUGAGUUACCUACCAAAUACCUAAUAAUAAUUUAUAUUGUUUUUUGUUCUCUUCAUCUUAUAUUAUAAAUACAAUAAUCUAGUCAUUAAAAAAUAAAAAUAGUAUACCUACCUACGAUUUAUAAUGAUGAAAAUUGAACACUAUUGACCUACCUACCUAUAUACUUGACUAUAAAAAUAACUUUAAUUUACUAUUAGUUACAUGUAUAUAUUAUUUUAUUUAUUUAUUAUUAUGAUACGCUGUACCUAUAGUCAAUAUAUACGACUUUAUAUACUUAUAUUGACAUUUUAUUAUUAUUAUUAUUAUAAUCAAUUGUAAACGAAAAUGUACGGUGAUUUAAUAAUACGUUUAAAAUAAAUGUAACGCUUUAAGUUUUAACUGAACGUUCCGGUUUCAAAUUAUUAAUGUUUUUAAUUUACAACAAUAACAUAUUUUAAACUUCAACUUGUGUUGCUAUAGCUAGAAUUGUCAAAUCGUAUCGAUAUAACACCGUUUAUACUUUAGUGCAAUAAUUCAGUUAACUCUAAUACAUUUAAUUUACAAAUAAAACUUAUAAAAUUAUAAGUAAAAUUAAAAAUAUUAAGUUAAAUGUAUUAUAAACAAGAUUAAUAGUAGAUAUAUAGAGUAUCUCAAAUAUUGUAAGUGUAAAAUUUAAGUCCCAUCGGUAUAAUAUUUUUACUCGUUGUCCGUUGAAUAAUAAUCUAAAUAAAUGUACAGUAUUCUCUUGUAACAAUAAACUUUUAUGAUUAAGAUUUGUAUACAAAAUAUACAUUCUACACUUGUAUGUAUUAUAGAUUAAAAACUUACAGUUGUGGCUGUUUUAAGUAGUAUAUUAUAAAAUAUAGUCGAAAUUGGGAAGAUAAAUUUAAUAUAUUUAUUUUUGUUACCCAUAUAAGUUUGUCUUAAAAUUGUAACACUUGUAAUUUUUUACAUAAUAUAAAUCUAUUUAAACUCGAGAACAUUAAAUAGUAUUAAAAAAGGACGUUGAAAAUAUUUUAUUAUCUUAACAAAGCAAUUUGAUUCAUGAUUGCAAAUGUAAUGUAAUGUAAUGUAUUUGUGCUGUGAAUAACCACCUAAUAAUCACCUAUAGAUAUAUUAUACUCUGAUAAAAGUUCAACCACAAACUAAUAAAAUAAGCUAAGUAUAAAGAUAGUACUAAACGUUACUUAUAGGUACUUAAGCAAUGCUAGGAGAUCAAGUAAUCAAGUAAUCAAUAAAUAAAAUAAUUAAAUAUGCCUAAAUAAAAGAAUUCCUUAUAUCUAUUAUUUAUCAAUGACACCUAUUAAAUUAUACUUUAUUUAUUUACUUAUUUUAUCUUGUAGUAAUUCUUUUUUCUUUUUGUAAAAAUCUUACUAUUUUUAUUUCCUACUUAUUAUUAAUUAUUAUUACUAUAUUGAUCAUAUUUUUUGUAUUAUUAUUAUUAUUAUUAUUGUUUGUACAUUAUUACAGUUAUUACAGUAUCUCGUGUUAUGUGUUAUAUUAUACGUUUUACUCGUUUAUAGAUGGUUGUAACACUUUAUUUGUAAUUAAAACUUUUUUCGAGUGAAAAAACAUGAUUUACGUAUAAUUUAAUUCAACGUGCGUGGUAAACAUUUUAUGCGUUAUAAAAUGUACCUAUAUAAUACUAUAAAUACACAGGUGUAAGCAGACUCCGAUUUCGGGGGGCAGCAUAAGUAUAUACAAUACGGCCAGUUUUCUAGAUUUUCCGAGCAAACCAG
Molecule: messenger RNA, 3401 nt
Organism: Aphis gossypii (cotton aphid)
Lineage: Eukaryota; Metazoa; Arthropoda; Insecta; Hemiptera; Aphididae
Product: short stature homeobox protein 2-like
Exons: 5
Coding region: 273-1271 (332 amino acids)
Biological process (GO): regulation of transcription by RNA polymerase II
Cellular component (GO): nucleus
Molecular function (GO): sequence-specific double-stranded DNA binding; DNA-binding transcription factor activity, RNA polymerase II-specific
Source: RefSeq, a predicted model, not a curated record